AAGACAGGAUAAAGACUGCCCUCAGUCUUUUGGUAAUUUUGUCUGUAUAUUUGAGGAUAGUGUGGUGAGCGGGCGACCGGGACAACUGUGCGGUGAUUUGAGUUCUUGCCGCGAGACUCUUCCCCGACAGCGCAACACGUCCCAGGAAGAGUGCACACAACGACUUUUCGUUCGUGGCCCACCCGAUAUGCAUUAGGGCAGUCGCACCUGGAGAAGAAGAUAGGCCCAGUAAUAAUGAAGUUUGAAGUUCGGAUGAGCGGGACAAUGCAGACAAGACACCGGAUUGAACUGAAGAGCCUGAAGUUUCUGUUUCUAUGUCUUUCCGUGGCCAUCCUAGCAUCAGGAGUUGACGCAGGUGGUAAGAAGCACAAUGGGCCAUGUGGAGGAAGAGACUGCAGCGGAGGAUGCAAAUGUUUCCCUGAGAAGGGCGCCAGGGGCCAACCUGGUCCUCUUGGCCCGCAGGGACCCAAUGGGCCUCCAGGGGGCCUAGGGGAUCCAGGAGUCCAAGGAGUCCAAGGAGAGAAGGGCGACCGGGGCAGAGGAGGCUUCAUCGGCCCCAAGGGUUCUGUGGGGAUGACUGGUGUUCCUGGGUUUUCUGGAUCUGACGGUAUUCCUGGCCAUCCAGGACAGGCAGGGACUCGUGGGAAACCUGGAGCAGACGGGUGCAACGGAACACAUGGAGAUUCAGGGUUGUCAGGGAAACCAGGCUACGAUGGCCAACCCGGGUAUAAUGGUCAGGCAGGCAGAAAGGGACAGAAGGGAGACACUCUGGAGCUUAGUGUGUUCAUGGAGCGGUUCAGGGGAGAUUCAGGACAGCCCGGAUAUCCUGGAUUUGUUGGUCCUCAGGGUUACCCAGGUCGGUCGGGCUACAGAGGACUCCCAGGACCACAGGGCCCAUUAGGGUUCCCUGGCCUUCCUGGACCAAAGGGCACCAUGACCAAAGUGUUGAAGGGGGUCAAAGGAGAAGCGGGUGAGGCUGGACAGCAAGGUCCCCCAGGGAACUCCACCCAUCCUCAUACCAGCCCACUUACCGGACCCUAUGGCAGAAAGGGUGAAAAAGGGUUGAAAGGUGAAACUGGAGUUGAGGCUGACAACAAAGGAGAGACUGGGAUUAUGGGGAUGCCUGGGCAAAGGGGUGUCCCUGGUCGGGAUGGAGAGCAAGGACUAAGGGGGGACCUUGGAGAACCAGGAUUUAGGGGCAGAGAUGGCCAAAAGGGUGCCAUCGGAGAACUUGGGGAGUUGAUCUAUUAUGAAGGUCCCUCAGAAGGGCCUAACAGAGUUGGUCCCCCUGGACAGCUGGGACCCCAGGGAGAGAUGGGUUUGCAGGGGGAGAAAGGUCUGCCGGGCCGGGCUGGACCUCCUGCUAGGAAGAGUGAUAGUCAAAUACAAGUGGAGUACCUGUGGGGUCCGUUCGGGGAACCGGGGAUAAAGGGAGAGACGGGCCCACCUGGAGAGCCAGGUAUCCCUGCUCUCAGCCCCGGACCCCCAGGUAUCGGCGGAAUAUCUGGGUUGAGGGGCCCACCUGGACCACCAGGAUCAUGGGCGGACUUCUACAAGGGAUUUGCUGGGUCGAGAGGGCGGCCAGGCUCUGCGGGGAGAAAAGGACUGAAAGGUGAUCACGGGUUGUGUGAGUGUAACAUUGUCCACUCUCCUCCGGGCCUGCCUGGCCCUGCUGGCAGCCAAGGCGACCCUGGAAUGAGUGGCGAGUUUGGUCAGCAGGGCGAGCCAGGCGAGCCAGGACCCCAAGGUGUCAUCGGACUGCCUGGGUUCCCUGGUGCCACAGGACAACCGGGUCCAAAGGGCAGGAAGGGCGAGUUAAUUUGGGCCAAAGAGAAAGGAUAUGCCGGGGACCCAGGAGACCCGGGUGCGACUGGUGACCCAGGAUUGCAAGGCUUCCCUGGGCCAAGAGGGAUCAAUGGAUUCCCUGGGAACCGUGGUCUUUCAGGGGACGCACCCGAGGGACUCACUGGAGAAAAGGGUUAUCCUGGCCGGUCGGGUCUCCCUGGGUUGUUUGGACAGAUGGGAGAACCGGGACGGGUUCUAGGUGCCACUAAAGGGGUCAGAGGGUUACAAGGCGAUGAUGGGGAGCCGGGUUACGCUGGUGUCGAAGGUCGAGCUGGAGAUCCAGGAGUGUCUGGCUGUAGUCCGAGAGGAGAUGAACGACUGAAUGACAAAGGCGAUUGUGAUGCCGUACCCGGACCACCCGGUAUGCCAGGACCACCAGGACCCCAAGGGUUAGUGGGUUUCCCAGGCAUCCCAGGUCAAAAUGGAUUCACAGGUCCACUUGGAGAUGACGGGGCCAAAGGAGAGAUAGGAGAGCAAGGCAUAGGAGGGUCUCCCGGACAGCCAGGUUUCACUGGCCCCCGUGGAGACCUGGGUCAGCCCGGCGCCAAGGGUAAACCUGGAGAUCAAGGUCUGCCAGGCCAACAGGGCCGGGACGGGGAGUCCGGGGAAAAGGGACCACACGGGGAGAUCUGGGGAGCGUCGACCGGACAAACUGGAGAAGUGGGUCUUCCUGGAGAGCAGGGACCUAAAGGUUUUAGCGGAGAGCCUGGAAACGAGGGCUACCCAGGGAUGGGUGGCAUGCCUGGGAUGAUUGGGUUCAAGGGCGACAUGGGUCCUUCAGGUCUACAGGGGGAGCAAGGAAGACCGGGAGCUGCUGGGAAGUACGGCUGGAAAGGUGUACCCGGACAGGUGGGAGUCCAUGGACCAACAGGAAGCAUCGGACAACCAGGUUUGAGCGGAGGCAGGGGUGAUCAGGGCGACCCUGGCGCCCCGGGGCCAAUAGGACUGAAGGGGACACCAGGGGAGUUUGGAGGUCUGGGUGCUGAGGGAAACACCGGACACCUGGGUGACCCUGGAGAGCCAGGACCUACAGGACACUCUGGCCUGCCAGGGUUCAAAGGUAUCAAAGGUUCUAUUGGCAUGUCAGGGUUUGGAGGUAUGCCUGGUGAGUCGGGCCUGAAGGGCUUCUCUGGACAGAAGGGAGAGGAUGGCAUACCUGGCGGAUUUGGACAGAAAGGAAUCAUGGGCGACUAUGGUUCAAAGGGUGAACGUGGUCUGAGUGGCCUGCCAGGCGAGAAACCCCUCAUCCCUCGUCAGAUCAUCAAUGACAUGAAGGGGACCAAGGGAGAAGAUGGAACCCCAGGACAAAUCGGAUUUACUGGACCCAGAGGUCCUAAAGGUUUUCCCGGAGUUCCGGGUAUGGAGGGCUACCAUGGCGUUCCCGGAGACCCCAGCGAUGAGAAGGGUUUCCCAGGCAACCCAGGGGCGCAGGGACUUCCAGGGCCAAAAGGAAUGCCAGGUCCGACUGGAUCAAACGGAAUCAGCGGCUUUCCUGGGAUGUCUGGUCACAGGGGGGAGAAAGGUACCCCGGGUGCCUACGGAUCUUCAGGAGAUCCAGGAGUGAAGGGUGUCAAAGGUGAGGAGGGUCCCAUAAUCGACAUGCCUGGAUCCACAGGACUGAGGGGGGAGGAUGGUUUCCCAGGGGUUCCAGGUCAGAAAGGCUACAUUGGGAAUCCGGGAGACAGGGGCGGUGGUGGUUUCCAUGGUAUUGAUGGCAUGAAAGGGGGGCUGGGAGAGCCUGGCAUAGGAGGACCUCUAGGAUCUGAUGGUCAAGGAGGGUUUCAAGGCAACCAGGGUACGAAGGGAUGGCCUGGGAUCCCCGGAGAAUCAGGCACAAAUGGACGGCCAGGCUUCCCAGGACAGAGAGGUUUUCCUGGACUGAAGGGUAUAUUGGGACUGGAUGGACUGAAGGGUGAGAAGGGCAUCCCUGGACUUCCAGGUCAGGAUAACUUGGGAACCCCAGGUGUUCCUGGUGCUAAGGGAACGAGGGGUGAGACCGGUAUACCCAACUCAGAGGUCGGGACCCCAGGAUCGCUGGGUUUGAAGGGCGUUCAAGGACAACCAGGUGACCAGGGCCAGGUGGGACCCCCAGGGUUUCAGGGCCCCCAAGGACCACAGGGCACCUCAGACAAACCUGGACCAUCAGGAGACCCUGGCUUCCCUGGACCCAAAGGGCUGCCAGGUUUCCCUGGGCCCCGUGGAUAUCCUGGUGAGCCCUCUCCAUACGGAGAGAAGGGUUUAGCUGGCCACUAUGGCUUCCCUGGAUUCUCUGGUCUGAAAGGAAAGCAGGGGGAUCAGGGACCAUCAGGCUACAAAGGACAGAGUGGAGUGUCUGGGAAGAAAGGUGUGAAGGGAGAGCAAGGGAUGAUGGGAAUUCCUGGUAGGUUUGGUUUCCAAGGAGACCGAGGUCCUUCUGGCCCAAAAGGACAUACUGGACUCAUAGGUUACCCGGGAGCCCCAGGUAACCAGGGCCCAGCCCCAGUCCCCACCAGGAUGCCAGGAGAAAGGGGUGCUCCAGGGCCUCAGGGCAUCCGAGGACCAGAGGGGGUACGAGGGGAGACUGGCCCGAAAGGACCCCCUGGAGCUCCAGGCUACCUGGGCCCCCAGGGGCAGAAGGGGAUGCCAGGGGUGGGUGGCAGACCGGGUACCCCUGGGUACCGUGGAAAUGACGGAGGGAGGGGCCACCUUGGUCUUCAGGGCAUGGAAGGACACCGUGGUAACCCAGGUAAUACAGGGUUGCCUGGCAUGCCUGGACGCAGUGUGAGUGUGGGAUAUCUGCUGGUGAAGCACAGCCAAUCAGAGCAGACCCCCAUGUGCCCCGUGGGCAUGUCCAAGCUGUGGGAUGGCUACAGUCUACUGUACUUCGAGGGCCAGGAGAAGGCCCACAACCAGGACCUAGGUCUGGCAGGCUCCUGCCUCCCUCGUUUCAACACCAUGCCCUUCCUGUACUGCAACCCCGGAGACGUCUGCUACUAUGCCAGCCGCAAUGACAAGUCCUAUUGGCUAUCCACCACCGCACCCCUUCCCAUGAUGCCCGUGGAAGAGGAAGAGAUCAAACCCUACAUCAGCCGCUGCUCUGUGUGCGAGGCGCCAUCCGUCGCCAUCGCCGUGCACAGCCAGGACAUCACCAUCCCACAAUGCCCUGUGGGCUGGCGCAGCCUGUGGAUUGGCUACUCCUUCCUUAUGCACACAGCAGCAGGUGACGAGGGCGGUGGUCAGUCUCUGUCGUCCCCUGGUUCCUGUCUGGAGGACUUCCGCACCACUCCCUUCAUCGAGUGUAACGGGGCCAAGGGCACCUGCCAUUACUUCGCCAACAAACACAGCUUCUGGCUCACCUCCAUCGAACAGUCCUUCCAGGCAGAGCCUGCCUCCGAGACCCUGAAAGCAGGCCAGUUUCUCUCACGCAUCAGCCGCUGUCAGGUCUGCAUGAAGAACCUGUGACCUGGCUCUCACUUAGUCCCCUUUGACCCUGUGAUGUAAUUUCCUGUGACCGUACCCCCCCACCAAACGCAAUUCAGGUAGACAUUACACUUAGGCACAGAUCUAGGAUUAGCUCACCCUCCCUAAAUCUUAAUCUUAGCCAUAAAGGGGAGAACACAAAACAGACCUUAGAUCAGCAUCUUGUGAUGACUGAAGGACUGUGUGAACGCUUCAAGUGGAGAGCAAGUGUCCUGUGGUGAUAAUUGGAAAAGAAUCCCCGGCAUUGAAGUCAACAGCAAUAUGAAAUAUACAUGUUAAUGUUAUUUUUAAAUUGUUUGUCCUAUUUGAUAUGGUGCUCUAACUUAUUACCUCAGCUAUGUUAUAUACAGUGCAUUUAGAAAGUAUUCAGACCCCUUCACUUUUUCCACAUUGUUACGUUACAGCCUUAUUCUAAAAUGUAUUAAAUAAAACAAAUUCCUCAGUCUAC
Molecule: messenger RNA, 5752 nt
Organism: Oncorhynchus tshawytscha (Chinook salmon)
Lineage: Eukaryota; Metazoa; Chordata; Actinopteri; Salmoniformes; Salmonidae
Product: collagen alpha-2(IV) chain
Exons: 47
Coding region: 235-5286 (1683 amino acids)
Cellular component (GO): collagen trimer; basement membrane
Molecular function (GO): extracellular matrix structural constituent
Source: RefSeq, a predicted model, not a curated record